This is a messenger RNA of Polistes canadensis, 1041 nucleotides long. RefSeq names its product 28S ribosomal protein S15, mitochondrial (gene bonsai). Bases 122 to 949 code for a protein of 275 amino acids. The transcript is spliced from 4 exons. Gene Ontology annotation, cellular component: ribosome. The record is from RefSeq and is a predicted model, not a curated record. Gene Ontology annotation, biological process: translation. Gene Ontology annotation, molecular function: structural constituent of ribosome. Lineage: Eukaryota; Metazoa; Arthropoda; Insecta; Hymenoptera; Vespidae.
AUCGUCUGUAUAUAUCCUCAUACAUAACCUUAAAAACAAGUCUGUUUACUUGUAGUAACAAGAGUGUAUGAUGUUAAACUAAAACAACUAUUAUUAAUUAAAAAAAAAGAGGAAUAACAAAAUGAAUACAUUAGUUAAUUGUUGUAGAAAUUUGCCCAAAACAACAAUUAAUAGAAUAAUAAGCCAAUAUUUUGUAAAAGAAUAUGCUACACAUUUGUCAGAUUACAAUAUCAAAUGGGUUAGACCUGAGAAAAUACCAAAAUCAAAUCCAGAAAAAAGUGGUGACUUAGGUAUACCUGUUGACAUAAAACCAACACAAUUAGUUUUAGGAUAUGAAAAUUCCAAAGAACUACAAGACGCCGAUGAAAUCAUAAGAAGAUUAGUUUCAUUACAAUUUUAUCCUCGAAAAGAAACUAUAAAUAUAAGAAGGGAGAAGAUAAUAGAAAUGGUUAAAAGACAUGGAUCAGACCGUGGUUCUACAGAAGUUAAAAUUGCUGCAAUGACAGCUGAAAUACUACAGUUACAAGAAAACGCGGUAAACCAUCCUAGAGAUAAGAAAGAGAAAGUAUUUUUAAGGGAAUUAAUAGACAAGAGAAAUAAAUUAUUGAGAAAAUUGCGCAAAUGGGAUUACAAACGUUUUGAAUGGAUUUUAGAAAAAUUAAAUCUUUUUUACAAAGCCUUACCAUCAGAUAAAACUCCAGCGUAUAGGAAACCUUCUUUAAGAAAAUUAACACAGAAGUAUUGCGAUAAAAUAAAACAAGCAAAAUUUGAUGCGUAUAAAGCGCAAUUGGAAGAAGAACAAAAAACAUUUUUUAAAGAUAAAUUGGAAAAACUUAUUUACAUUAGAAAAGAGGAAUUGGAAUUAGGCUUGGAACCAACUGUGAUGGAAGAUGAUAUCGAAAGAACAAGGAAUAAACUGAAGGAGAUACUUAAUAAUCAAACGAGUUAAUAAAACCUGUUGUUCUCGACGACUUUAUGAAUAUAAAUUACGUAAACUAUGUUAGCAUUAAUAAUAAAAUUACAUUUACCCUAAAGUAAAAA